AUGUCAAAUAUCUCCCAGUCCAAAGAUCUGAGUGAACGAGUAGCACUAUGCGAACCACUGCGUAUGUAUUUAAAACCAAUAGCACGUAUCAACAUUACCGUGCCUAUUCCGCCAUCGAUGCGUGUCACUGGUGCACAAAUACCAUCGUGGGAAAUAAUGGACAAAAUUCGAGAAUUGAUUCUACCGGAUGAAUUUGUUUUUCUACGUUUAUUGAAAAAUACUGGAGAGUUAUUUCGUUUCGAAGGUGAAUUAGAAUCAAAAGCGAUUGCUCGCAGUUGUUUAACACGUUUGGAUAAUACAUUGAUACGAUUGGAAACAUCGGGCAAUGAAUUUCGUUUACGUGCAGCCGAAGCGAAGUUGCCCUAUCCAACCCGAACGGAAUGGGAAACGUUUUUCCGAGAAACCAAAGGAAUGAAUGAAACUAAACCUGGUGAACGUGCAGACACGAUUCACAUCGAAGGUUUACCGAUACGAUGGUUUCAAGCGAAACAAAAUCCAUUACAAGCUGCUCAAGCAGCUGCUGCAGCUAUUGGUCCUAGUGGUUUACCUGUAUCAUCAGCAACUUCUAACACAGAUGACAAGGAGAACAAACCAUCCAUUGAAAUUUUGCAACAAGUAUUUUCCGCCUUUGGCGAAAUUCGUUGCUGUGAUCUUCCAUGUCUUGAUCCAUAUCGUACUGUCAAUGGUACUUUAGGUACUAAUGUUCCCGUUCAACAGGUUACAACAUUUGAUGCAUAUAUUCAAUACAGUGAAUAUAUCGGAUUUGUUAAAGCAAUGGAUGCUUGUCGAAAUAUGAAAUUAAUGAUUACCGAUGAAACAAAUACAGCGUAUUCAGCAAAUAUUAAAGUCGAUUUUGAUCGUACAAGACAUUUGUCGGAUCGGAUGAUUAAAAAGCGUCGUAUUGAGCAAAUGAAAGCUACGGAAUUAAAUAAAUUGAAACAAGCAGAUACUCAAAGACUGCGUGACGAAGACGAACGUCGGAAAGAAAUUGAACGUUUAAGAAUUGAAUUACAGGAUGCCGAAGCUGAAGAUGUGGCUGGAAGUAAAGAUGUAACAAAGGAUAAUCGUCGUCGACAACGAGAAGAAAAACGACGAUUAAAACGUUUAGAAAGUAAACGUUUACAUGAAGAGAAGACUCUGGCAAUGAAGAUCGCCUUAGAAGAACGAAAAAUGCUAAUCGCUCAUCGAAAAUUGGAAUCAAUGAGAUUACUCGAAGAACUAUUCAAUCGUGUCAAAGUGCAAAUUGCUCAAGAAGAAUUAAGCAAAAAAGAACGUGAACUUCAAGAACAACGUUUACGCGGCAUGGACAUCGAUACUACAAAUCUGAACACACCUCCGCCAUUUAUGCCUACCCAACCGUCAACAUCAACUGCAAAAGAAUAUAAAUCCUUGAACACAAGUAACAACAAAGAUAUGAUUGAAGCGCAAUUGAAUGAAUUACGUAAAGAAUUUUAUCAAAAAGAUGAAACCAUUGAUGAUAUUCUUCGAAAACGAACAACAAUUAACGAACGAAAAGUGUUUUGA
Adineta ricciae is the source of this 1524-nucleotide messenger RNA. The record is from the annotation of a GenBank genome assembly. NCBI's taxonomy places the organism in Eukaryota, Metazoa, Rotifera, Eurotatoria, Adinetida, Adinetidae.